This is a messenger RNA of Synchiropus splendidus (mandarinfish), 1877 nucleotides long. It is a transcript of the gene utp3, whose product is annotated as UTP3 small subunit processome component. Gene Ontology annotation, cellular component: nucleolus; small-subunit processome. Gene Ontology annotation, biological process: maturation of SSU-rRNA from tricistronic rRNA transcript (SSU-rRNA, 5.8S rRNA, LSU-rRNA). The transcript is spliced from 16 exons. NCBI's taxonomy places the organism in Eukaryota, Metazoa, Chordata, Actinopteri, Syngnathiformes, Callionymidae. The coding region runs from base 310 to 1740 and encodes 476 amino acids. The record is from RefSeq and is a predicted model, not a curated record.
CAAACACUGAGAGAUUGUUGGUUUCCAUCGUUAUUUUUGGUGAAUAACGAAACAAAUAUAGCACACGUCGUGUAGUCCCGCGGACUAAAGGACAACACCGCAUAAAAUUGUAUUUUAAUUUAAAUUUUUUGCGGCAGCCCAACUUCCACGCCGGGACAACAGGAGGCGACAUUGAGGAGAAUUACGAUAGACGAGGAAGACAGGUCUCUCACAUGUCGUACACGACCGUGCGGUUAAGUUGAUUGAAAUACAUUUUAAAGAUAUACCCUCAGCAGUUUUGAAUAGCAUAAGUUCUUUUUACGCGUCAAAAUGGUUCGCGAAAAAAGGCGAAUUAAACCCCCAAAGAUACAAAAGGCUGCGCGAUUUGAUGAAGAUGACCCGGCUUCCUACAACGACAUGUCUGUACCUGACAAGAAAUCCUCGCAGUACACCAAAGACAAAAUUGACGAGUUCCAUGACCAAAAGAUCGCGAAUCUUCUGGCUCGUGGAGUUCAAAUGGAGAGCGACCUAGAAGAGCUGGAUGAUGAGGAGGAGGUGAUGGCCUUGGAUGAUUCGGAAUCUGAGGAGGAUGAUGAUGAAGAGGAUGAGGAGGAGGAAGAGGAGGCGGAGGAUGAGGAGGAGGAGGAAGGAACAGACAUGGAGAGUGAUAUGGAGGGGAAGAAAGAUGAUGAUCUUCCUGAUGAACUGGCCUGGGGCAACAAGAAGAAGAUGUUCUAUGACUCUGACUAUGUUUCUGCCAAGGGAAAAACACAGGAAGAGGUGGACGCUGAGGAAGAGGAGGAAGAGGAAGAGGCUAAGAAAAUCCAAAAACGUCUUGCAGAGCAUCUGUGUGAGGAGGACUAUGACCUAAACCUUUUCCAGGAACUUUCUGCUGAGAAGACUGAAAAGAAACCAGCUGGGAAGGAGGAGAGGAUCGUGAAAGACCUGAAACAGAUGUCUCAAAAGGAGAAGUUGAAACUUUUGAAGAAGGAGUCGCCUGAGUUGCUCGAACUCAUCGCUGACUUCAAGGCCAAGCUCACAGAACUGAAAGAUGACAUGCAACCACUAAUGCAGAGGAUUAAGGAUGGAAGGAUCGCUCCUGGGAAGGUUGCUGAUUACCUGAAGAUGAAGCAGCAUCUUUACCUCAAUUACUGCACAAAUAUCAGCUUCUACUUGGUCCUGAAAGCAAAACGUAUUCCUGCUCACAAUCAUCCUGUCAUUGAACGACUGCUCACAUACAGGAAUCUGAUCAAUGAGCUCAGGACGGUCGACGCUCGGAUGGCCCCACUUCUGAGUUCCCUCCUGUCUAAUGAAGAUGACACCGUUUCUGGUGCUUCAGCUGCACAACUGGAAGAGGAGGAUUCUGGUGGAUCUCAAUUGGAGAAGGACGGGGAUUCAGACUCGGACCUGGACGAAGAAGCAGCUUUGCGUUUCUACAGAGAAGUAGAAAAGAGACAGCAGUUGAAACGGAAGUCCAAAAACACUGAUGGAGUGGUGGAGACCCAGGAGGGAGAGCUGGAGGAAGAGCUGGAUCCAGACGCUAAAAGAGGCAUCACCUACCAGAUGGCCAAAAACAAGGGACUCACACCCAAGAGGAAGAAGAUUGACCGUAACCCGAGAGCUAAAUACAGAGAGAAGUUCAGACGAGCCAAGAUUCGCAGAAAGGGACAGGUCCAAGAGGUUCGCCGAGAAGAGGCGAGAUACAGCGGGGAGCAGUCUGGCAUCCGUGCAGGCGUCAAGAAGAGCGUCAAACUCAAGUAACCCAACGGCUACCGGAGCUGUAGAGCACAUCUUUGUUGAUGCUUUGCGCUCUGUCGAGCAGAUUUCUCCACAGGCAAGUCAGUCUGGCUGUUCUAUAUAUAUCUAUACUGAAGGAGGAGUUCAUACGGUGAAUAAAC